GUCCUCCACAGCUGCAGAAGGCUGGGGUGGGGUGGGGGUGGGUAAUGAGCCUACCCAGACCGGUUAAUGUAUAACCCAGCCCCAGCUCUUGUCCAGGAGAGAAGUACAGAGCAGGCCAGGACUCCUAGGACUGUGCAGCCCAGCCAAGCUCAGGGCCUCCACCAUGGGACAGACAGGUAACAGCCGGAGCCCCUCCUAAAGUGGAGAAAGGGGCAGGAGCCUAUGCUGGCGGGACUGCCUGCCUGCCUUGCACUCUAGGGACUGGAGGAGGAGCAGAGCCCCCAGGGCUCCCCUAAGGCCUUCAGCUGUCCAAGACCCAGGCUAGGGAGUUCCUUCCUCCUGGCACUAGGCUGGGGGUGGGGAGGAGGAGGAGGAAGGGGAGGGAGUAAAAGGAGGGGGGAAGGAAGCCGCUAGGCAGGGGGUGCCUCCAGGACCGAGCCUCGGCAGGGGCUGCUUGCAAGCAGCCAUCAGGAGGAAGCCCUGGAGCAGGCGGACUCUUGGACUUCCUGCCUAGGCCCUGCAGGCCCAGUGGAAGGAGGGCAGUCUGUGCUGGGGGGAGGGGGCAUGGGUAAUGACUGCUCUUCCUCCCCCCAAAUCCCUACCUGUUCUGUAGAGGCUCCCUGGCACUAGAGGGGGUUUCUCUUCUGUGCGAACAGGGGGUUGUUUCAGUUAACCGGAAAGGCCCCAGCUCAGGGUCCAGAGAGCCUCUGAUUCCUAGCUAGCAGUGGGUUAUGAAAACGAGAGUCAGAUAUGCAAAUAUACACAAAGCUGCUGCCAGGCCUCCUGAGCCACGGAUUCAGCAAUGCUGGGAGGGGCAGAGCCACCCACGUGGUGUCUGCUCCCGUCCCCAUCGGUCUGUGUCCCAGGUUGCAGGUCCAGCCUACCAUGGCCUAGCUCCACUGAGGGAUGAAGGCAAGCCCCCAGGGGCCAGGAGGGGUGUCCCCAGAGUCAAAUACUCUAUGGCAGAGACGUUGAGGGGACCCCCACCUGCCCAAUCAAGCAAAGGCAUCCAGAACUCAGGUCAAGGACCACGAGGACUGGGCUACUCACCCAGAGUCCCCAGUAGUCUCCAAAGGCCAAUCCAGACCAUCACUCCUGGCCACCACUUUAUCCCACAUGCUGGGAAGAAGUUUCUCCAGCAAAGCAAGAAAGGGGUCCCAAAAGGCUCCAGCUGCCCACCCGUCACUUACUGCUUGCCUGCCAGGCCCAAGAACCCUGGGGCUUGGGGUCAGCACCAGCAGAGGCCCAGGAAGAUUGUGUUUGAAGAUGAACUUCCUGUCAGGAGCCCUGAGGUGACCCCCAAGCUGAGGCCUCAGCCAGGCAAGGGCACCACAGGGUCUGCCCCAGCCCUUCACCCUGGGCACAGCCCUCAGCCUCAGCUGGUACCUGACUAUGUACUGAGAUACCCAGCGAUCUACAGUGAGGCUGAGAGGCGCCGCUACAAGGCCGUCUUUCAAGACCAGCAUGCCGAGUACCAGGAGCUCCACCAGAACGUGGCCACAGCCACGGCCAAAUUCCAGGAACUGGAGGCCAUGCUGGCUACGUUGCCCCAGCUGGGCCCCAGGGAAGAAGCCCGUUUACGGGUCCGGAGGGAAUUGGAGAGGAAGAAGAAGGACCCAGUUUUCCUGGAAAAGCAGGCCCGCUGUGACUACCUGAAGAGAAAAUUGAGGCACCUCAAAGCACAGAUCCAGAAAUAUGAUGAAAAGGAUUCUAAGGAUGGCUCCGUUUAUUUCUGAACCAGACAUUGCCCACACUCGGGCAGAGACAGCUCCCGUAGAUGGGACGGGAUGCUGCUUUGAGAUGCCAGGGACUCUCCACAAUCCCCUCCUCGCUGAUGAAGAAGGGGGCUGCCUUAGCUAGGUCUGGGAAUAGCUGCUGCCCCUGAGAUCCAGGCUGAUGUCAGCCCCCACUCCCAUCCCAGGGGGAUAUCAGUAUUUGAGGAAUGAAUGUCACUAAGUGGUCUGCCCAUGGUGGGGUGCACCUAUGGGCUGGGGGUGUGAGUACCUACAGAGAAGAAAACACUUCUGAGAAGAGGCAGCAAGCAGGGACCUCUGUACAAGGGCACAGCUGGGCUGAAAGUCAGAAGACCUGGCUUCAGGGCCCUGUGGGGCCAUUGACUUAGCCUAACCCUGGGCAAAUCUUUUCUCCUUCAUUUCUUCCUUCUCUCCUUCUGUUUCAUUCCUGAUCAAAACAGAGUAUGAGGAGAUAUGGGCUAUGGGGUCACUGAGGUCCCAGACCCAGCUCUGAGCUUCUUUAUUCUAAGGGCCCCCUCUCUAGUCUCCAAACUAUGGUCUGUGGUCCUCCUAUCUCUGAGAUUCAUUCUCUGUUCUAAGGUUUUCCUAGUUCUAAUAUUCCGUGUUCUAAUGUCUCUCCUAGCUUUGAAAUUCUGUGUUCUAAGGUUCCUCCCAGCUCUGACAUUCUGUGUUUUAAGGAUCCCUCCGUUCAGUUAUGACAUUCUGUGUUUCUAAAGGUCCUCCUAGCCCUGAUGUUUUCUGUUCAGAGGAUCUUCUUAGCUCUGACAUUCCAUGUUCUAAGGGCCCUCCCAGCUCCAACACUUUGAAUUCCGUAUUCCAAGGAAGGCACAAUUGAUAGAGUUCUGGACCAGAAAUCAGGACGACUUGGGUCCAAAUUGCUUCUCUGAUUCUUCCCAGUUGUUUGACUGAGGACAUGUUGAGGAGGUCAUAAGCCUCAGUUUCUUUAUCCAUAAAAUGGUGAUAAUCAUAAUAAUACGUGUAUUACCUACCUCACUGGGCUACUGUGAGGCUCAAAUGAGUUCAUGUCUGCAAAAUACUUUUCAAGUCUUAAAGCUCUUUAUAAAUAAAUGUCUAUUAUUAUUAUAA
Phascolarctos cinereus (koala) is the source of this 2840-nucleotide messenger RNA. RefSeq names its product occludin/ELL domain containing 1 (gene OCEL1). Gene Ontology annotation, cellular component: bicellular tight junction; cytoplasmic vesicle; apical plasma membrane. The record is from RefSeq and is a predicted model, not a curated record. Lineage: Eukaryota; Metazoa; Chordata; Mammalia; Diprotodontia; Phascolarctidae. Gene Ontology annotation, biological process: bicellular tight junction assembly.